Molecule: messenger RNA, 294 nt
Organism: Puccinia triticina
Lineage: Eukaryota; Fungi; Basidiomycota; Pucciniomycetes; Pucciniales; Pucciniaceae
Exons: 2
Coding region: 1-294 (97 amino acids)
Source: RefSeq, a predicted model, not a curated record
AUGCAGCAGUGGCAGACUGUGCCCCCAACCAGUGUGCCCCCACCCAGUGUGCCCCCACCCAGUGUGCCCCCACCCAGUGUGCCCCCACCCAGUGUGCCCCCACCCAGUGUGCCCCCACCCAGUGUGCCCCCACCCAGUGUGCCCCCACCCAGUGUGCCCCCACCCAGUGUGCCCCCACCCAGUGUGCCCCCACCCAGUGUGCCCCCACCCAGUGUGCCCCCACCCAGUGUGCCCCCACCCAGUGUGCCCCCACCCAGUGUGCCCCCACCCAGUGUGCCCCCACCCAGUGUGUAG